Messenger RNA from Sungouiella intermedia, 1335 nucleotides. The record is from the annotation of a GenBank genome assembly. NCBI's taxonomy places the organism in Eukaryota, Fungi, Ascomycota, Pichiomycetes, Serinales, Metschnikowiaceae.
AUGUCCAUUGUUGCCGCCAUUGACCAACGAGAAAACAUCUCCGUAUGGUCUCGAAGCGUGAAUUCGCUAGCCUCUAUUCUGGACCAUGUCAGAUUCUCCUUCUGCCGAGAUAGUCUAAUGCUACUGGCUGUCAACUCUUCUCGAACUGCCAAUGGAGAAAUUGUAUUUACCAGCCUGUUUUUUCGAGAGUUGGCCUUCUCAACUGACUACAUAUCUUCCGAAGGCUUUGUCGCCAACGAGUUGGACUACAGCUCCUCCACGUAUUCAUUUAUCGUGUCAUCCAAGCACUUGGUGAUGCUAUUCAAAAACCUUGACUCGCCCAGCUUAAACUACAUCUGUUUACGCGUCGAUUGUCGCUCUGAUACUCCACUGACUCGAAGAUAUAAACUUAUGGUAGAGGUUCUCACCAAGAAGCUCAUAGUGAAGAAGUUCCACAUGAACUACCUGCCAGUUACUGGAGACCUCAACACGGUGGUUUCUCAGUACAAGGAAGAGUACGAGAAAGGCAACGUGCAAUAUUUCCAGGCCGAAACAGCAACUUUCAAGCUGUUUUUAGAUAUGGUUCCUGGGGCCACUGAGGAUUUUUCAAUAGAGGUCAAGAUGACCAAGAUUGUCUUCGGAGCGUACACCAAACAAGUGCUAAAAGACCGAGAGUUCCUUAAACAGCCCAUGCUGAUCACCAUUCUGAUGUCCACUGAAGAACUUUUGGACACAAACUUGGGUGAUGUCAACGCUGUGGUGAAUUUCAGGUUGAAAGAUAUUCGCAACUUUAUCAAUCUAUGUACUGCCAUGAAAUCAGACGCACUGGAUAGCGACAUGAUAGGUGUUGAGUCGCAUUUCAAUACCUAUUUCAAAAGCAACGGUGACCCCAUUGUCUUCGAAUAUAAAGCCCAGAACUUGACAAUUACUUUUAUUCAAAUCACUGCUGAAGACUCGGCUAAACCCGAGUUGAAAUCAACUACCAAGCCAUACACGCUUCCAGCCCCAGCAAUUCAGAAAGUUUCCGAGGAAAAACUUGCCAAUUGGACUCCAGCAGUCUCCACAUAUGGUAAACGUGACGUUGCUCAUUUGUCGAGGCUAGAUGUCAGGACAUCGAAACUUACUAGCGCACCAGCAUCGCAUGAAGAGUAUGAAGAGCUCGACAACUUCCAAUACUCGCUGCAAAACAUCACCUACGGUAAACGGUCAUCCACACCAAUUGAAUCUGAUUCCGUUAAGAGAGCUCGGGACGAUACGGACUACUCCACGUCCGACGACAACGCCCCACAGGAACAAGUUCAAGAGUUCGGUCCUACACAGCAUGAAACAUACAAGCCCAAGUCGCUAUUCGACUAA